Messenger RNA from Pseudo-nitzschia multistriata, 906 nucleotides. Lineage: Eukaryota; Bacillariophyta; Bacillariophyceae; Bacillariales; Bacillariaceae. The record is from the annotation of a GenBank genome assembly.
UACAWGUGAUUCUGUGUUGAAACUGAGAAUUGGCGCGUUGCUCACUGCCGCACUUUUUUUUCCAAAAGCGUUCGGACCACAAUUUUUGGUUUUUUCUCUCCGAACACUUCGUAAAAUAGGAUAAAUUUAAACAUGAAGGUCUCCCAAGCUAUUCUCUCUGUUGUUCUCGGCUUUGCCGUAGCUGCUCAUGCUCAAGAUGUUGGCGUGAGUACACCAAUGUUGUGGAAUGUUCUUUUCUGUCUUCUAASGUUCAGACCAUGCGCUUUCCCCUGUGGGCCUCCCUUUGUGAUAUCGGCGGUCGAGCUCCACAAACGUCUCACCACUGCAAUCCACCACUCUUUGUUUCUAUUUCGUUUUUCCCAGACCAACACYGUUCGUAUUCUCAAGAAGAGCAAGGGAACCAAGAAAACCAAGGCUCCCACAAUGGCGCCUACCAAGGSCACCAAGAAGAAGAUGCCGCCAACCGCAGCACCAACCGCCGCCCCCACCGCCGCCCCCACUGCUGCCCCAACCGCCCCCCCCACGACGACUACCGCUCCACCGACCGUCAGUAGCACAUCAACGUCUACCUCCUCCACUACUGGAGAACCCUUCCCCAGUUCUACUCCGAGCGAAUUUCCAAGUGCUUCUCCGAGCGACGUUCCCAGUGCCUCCCCGAGUGAAUCCCCUUCGGCCUCUCCCAGUGCCUCUCCUUCGGAUUCCCCCAGUGCCGCUCCUUCCGCCUCNUAACCCACCAACGCAGUCUAUACUUAGUAACACUAGAGUUCCUGGGAAACCACGCGAUGGGCUCGUUACAGAGGCUGUUUCGUGUAAGGAAACAGCUUAAUGACCAUCGAAGUUGGUUUUUUAAGAUUAACACUACUGUAAUUGCAUAUUUUCUAUUUUCAAUAAAUUCYAAAAAUUGAG